AUGUGGCAACCUCUUCCCUCUCCUCUCCCUCCCUCAUGUUCCUCCCCCUCUCCACCAGGCCUAUCACCAGCAGCAGUGGCAGGCAUCGCACUGGGAUGCUUCUUUGGCCUUGCCCUCCUCGCGGCUACCCUCGUGUGGUUUCUUCUCCCCAAACGCCGCCGCAAGUGGGGCGACCUGGACGUGUGUCACGAGUUCUCCCUGCAGCAGCUAAUGCAAGCCACCGACAACUGGGCCGACGCAAACCGGCUGGGGCGGGGGGGCUUUGCGACGGUGUACCUGGGUGUUUCGCCCCAAGGGGAGAUGUGGGCCGUGAAGCGAUGUAGAGUGAUGACCAACGACUUUGAGAAGGAGGUGCGCGCCAUGGCAACCCUACGGCAUGAGAACCUGGUGCGGCUGCUGGGGUUCUGUGUGGACAUGCAGGUGGAGAGCGGGCGGCAGGAGCAGGUGCUGGUGUAUGAAUAUGUGGGGAAUGGCGACCUGAAGCACCACAUCCACCACGCCAAGUGCCCCCUCACCUUCCACCAACGGCUCAAAAUCGCUCUGGGAGCAGCAGAAGGCCUCUCUUAUCUGCACAGCUUCAGCACGCCCAUUGUGCACCGCGAUGUGAAGCCCGCCAACAUCCUCGUCACCGACUCGCUGGCCGCCAAGCUCGCUGACUUUGGGCUGCUCAAACAGCUCACUGAGGGGGAUGGGGAGGGCGGUGCCACGAGGAUUGCAGGCACGCCGGGGUAUGUGGACCCAGACUACAAUCGCACACGGGUGGUGUCCCCAAAGACAGACGUUUACAGCUUUGGAGUGGUGCUGCUGGAGAUGCUGACAGGCCGGCCCGCUGUGAUGAGCGAAGAGGACUACCACAUUGCCACGUGGGCGGCCCAACGAGUGGCGGAGUACGAGCUGGACCUGCUGAAAGACCCUUCCAUGGAGGUGCCAGAGGAUGCCAUAGUGGACUUUGCAGACAUUGCUCUCGACUGCCUGAAAAUGCCGUGCACGCGCCGCCCCGACAUGAAGGCUGUAGUGCACCGAAUCGACGAUAUGAUUCAGAAGUACUGUACUGGUAAAGGUGAGUGGGUGGCUGCUCCCGCUGAGCCUGUAAUGAGAGAACUCGUUAGUGAGGAUGUGGAUAGUGUUGGUAUGGAAGGCUUCGGAGGUGUUUGCGGGUUCACAAGCACAGAAAGCACUGACCAGAGCGGUGUGGUUAGUGGGCAAGAAAGUGGCAGUCUCUUGGGUAAGCGAGUGGUGGAGGGAAGGGAUUCGGAAGAGGCGGUGGGUUUGAGGAAUUCAGCCACGGAUAGCAUGACGUCUAAAGGCUCACAUGCAGAGCAUAGUGCAAUCGAAAAUAGAGUUCAUCCCCGCUGA
Molecule: messenger RNA, 1356 nt
Organism: Closterium sp. NIES-65
Lineage: Eukaryota; Viridiplantae; Streptophyta; Zygnematophyceae; Desmidiales; Closteriaceae
Source: the annotation of a GenBank genome assembly